Molecule: messenger RNA, 471 nt
Organism: Pelecanus crispus (Dalmatian pelican)
Lineage: Eukaryota; Metazoa; Chordata; Aves; Pelecaniformes; Pelecanidae
Source: RefSeq, a predicted model, not a curated record
UGGACUGGAUCAGCCGGGCCUUCGGGGACGGCUCCGCGCUGCUGAAGCACGAGCUGGCCUACUGCCUGGGCCAGAUGCGGGACGAAGCGGCCAUCCCGGUGCUCACCCGGGUGCUGGAGGACACCGGUCAGGAGCCCAUGGUCAGGCAUGAGGCGGGUGAAGCCUUGGGUGCUAUUGGGAAUCCUGAUGUGCUGGAUAUCCUGAAACGCUAUUCAGAGGAUCCUGUGGUUGAGGUGGCAGAGACCUGUCAGCUGGCGGUGAGGAGGCUGGAGUGGCUGCAGGAGAACAAGCAGGAGCCGAGCACCAGCCCCUACCUCUCCGUGGAUCCCGCUCCCCCUGCCGAGGAGACUGACGUCGCCAAACUCCGCAAAACCCUCCUGGAUGAGUCGUGCACGCUGUUCGACCGCUACAGGGCCAUGUUUGCCCUGCGAAACCUGGGCGGCCAGGCUGCUGUGCUGGCGCUGGCGGAUG